This is a messenger RNA of Larimichthys crocea (large yellow croaker), 11989 nucleotides long. It is a transcript of the gene pappaa, whose product is annotated as pregnancy-associated plasma protein A, pappalysin 1a. Gene Ontology annotation, molecular function: metalloendopeptidase activity; protein binding. Bases 1182 to 6146 code for a protein of 1654 amino acids. The record is from RefSeq and is a predicted model, not a curated record. NCBI's taxonomy places the organism in Eukaryota, Metazoa, Chordata, Actinopteri, Sciaenidae. The transcript has 22 exons. Gene Ontology annotation, biological process: proteolysis; cell surface receptor signaling pathway.
AAACUAGAUCUUUUUUCGGCGAAUUUGAACAAAGAACAACAAAGAUCGCAGUAAUUCUCUUGUAUUCUGCAAUAAUUCCCUUUUAUUCUCAGGCUGCUUGGUUUCUGGUCCUGUGUUGUGGACUUGGUGGAAGUGUUGGAUUGUUUAAAUUGUAACCGCUAGAGGGAUACAUAUACGCCUUUCAAACUCCGUAAACACCAUCCUAUCACUAUGUGCCACAGAGAGAAUUACCGUCAGUGAGAGUUGCCUACCUGUGUGACUUCCCACUUUGAAAAAAAAAAAAACACACACACACACACACACAUACACACACACACACACACACACAUACACACACACACAGCCCCGGAACAUUUGAAACAUGAGUUGUUCUUUAAAAGACUUAGAGAGAAACUGCCUCUAAAGCGGACGGCGAGCUCCGACUCCUCCAAGUAUAUCUGCUCCAGGCAAUCAAUGAGGACCGCGAUGCUUACUUCUGCAGCUCUCUGUCCCUCUUUCUCUCAUUCGCCUUAGCAGAUAUUAUAGUGCAUUUCAACUUUUGUACAGGCACACAGGCAAAGGGAAGUUUGGAUUUGAUUUUUUUUUUUUUGAUCACAUUUUACCUCUUGUUUCCUGUAAUAAAUAUGAGAGGUCGGUUUGUUGUCACUUUUCUUUGGAAUUUAACAUGUGCCAUUUCUUAUGCUGUUUUACGGGUAGGAUAAGGAAACAACAAAAAGGUGUGACAAGAGCUUGGCGGACAACUGUGGAUUUCUGCGAGUAACUCCUACCGUCCAAAGGGGAUGAGGGGGGCAUCGGCCGGACCCCCCUCUUGAUUGAUUACUUAUUAGUCAUCCCUUUGGCUAAAUGGGACCCAUUGAAAAGGCACCGUGGAACACAUACAUGAAUGAAUUAUUCUUGUGUCCCCUGAAUGUCUCCAGAGUAGUUUUGCUUAAGAGAGGGGGUCGUGGCUUAGCAUUAUAAAGAGGGAAAAACAGCAUAGCUUUAUGGGUUUAUUUAGACAGUUUCUACGGUUUGACAAUCUACCGCUGUAAAAAAGAGAGAAGGAAAAACUCGAGAAGAUUCCAAAGAGGAGAACAUUGUGGACAUACAUUUUUUUCUAGUUAUUCCGUUGUUUCUUUUUUAUUUUAUUUUUUAUUUUUUUCUUAUUUUAAAUAUUUUUUUGCCAUUUCCUCUCCCGAAAAAUGAAACUUUGGACAUCUCCCUGGGUGUCUUGCCUGGUGAUUCUCAUCUUGUGUUUUGGAUCAGAGUGCGGGACAGUCAGAAAGGGGAGAUCCAAGAGGGAGUUGGUGCGCAUUAGGGAGGCGAAAGCCACCAUCCCAGGGGCUUGUGCCACACGUCUGCCCCGGGGCAAACGGUCUUUGCCCGGCUUGGAGCGACGGGUGCCUCGCCAGCGUCGGCGCUCCUCUCAAGCGGAGGAAAACUCUCCAGGCCGGGGGAAAGCUGUCUAUUUUACCGGCAGGGGAGACCAGCUACGGCUGAAGCCCGGCGUGGAGAUACCCAGAGGGAAUUUCACUCUGGAGAUGUGGAUCAAACCGGAGGGAGGUCAACGAUCACCCACAGUGAUUGCAGGCCUAUACGACAAAUGUUUCUACGCAUCCAGUGACCGAGGCUGGCUGCUUGGCAUCCAGGCGGUUAGUGAACACGGGAAUCGUGACCCCCGUUUUUUCUUCUCCCUUAAAACUGACCGUGCCCACAAAGUGACCUCCAUCAACUCCAACAGUCGCUACGUACCUAACCAAUGGGCACAUGUGGCAAUUACAUAUGAUGGCGUGUACAUGAAGCUCUUUGUCAAUGGAGCCCAAGUGGGCGUCAGUCGGGAGCAAUCGGGCGAUGUCUUCAGCCAUUUGACCAAAAAGUGCAAAGUGCUGAUGAUUGGGGGGAAUGCACUGAAUCAUAAUUACAGGGGGGCAGUGGAAAGGGUGGGUCUAUGGAGGAAUGCCCGAGGGCAGAGGCAGAUUAUCAGGGAUAUGCAGGGCCACGAGGACCCCCAAGAUCUACCUCAGCUGGUUAUUCGUGAAACAUUCGAGCACCCAGGCCGAAAGUGGCUGACUGUAAAAGAUGGUAGCUUUCCUCAGCCUGAGAAGGGAGGAGGUGGACGAUUAGGGGUUGUGGGUGGUGGUGGAAUUGGAAAUUCAGAGGGAUUAUUGGACACAACGUUAGAGCCUCCAACUUGUGGUCAAACUGUCUGUGACAAUGUUGAGGUCAUCAAAAACUACAACCACCUUUGGAGCUUCCGUCGACCCAAGAAAGUACGAUAUCGUGUCAUAAAUAUUUGGGACGAUGCACGGAUGAGGCCAACGGUAUCAGACCACCAGAUCAGCCUGCAGCACCAGCAGCUAAACGAUGCCUUUGGCCCCUACAACAUCACCUGGGAGCUUAGCAUUCACAAUGUGACCAAUUCCUCCCUUCGAAACCGUUUGAUUCUAGCUAACUGUGAUAUCAGCAAAGUUGGCGAUGAUGCAUGUGACCCAGAAUGCAACCACCCACUGACAGGGUUUGAUGCAGGUGACUGCAUGUCAGGUCAUCGGAGCCGUUGCCCCGAGAUCAAGCAGGGGAAUGGUGUUUGUGACCCUGAAUGUAACUGGGAAAACUUCUUUUAUGAUCUUGGCGACUGCUGUAACCCUAAUGUGACGGAUGUGACCAAGACAUGCUUCAACCGCUCUUCUACACACAAAGCCUAUUUGGAUGUGAAAGAGCUGAAAGAGAUUCUGCAUUUGGAUGGCUCAACUCACCUGAAUGUCUUCUUUGCCAAUUCUUCUGAUGAAGAUCUGGCGGGGGUCGCCACUUGGCCCUGGGACAAAGAGGCCCUCACACAUUUGGGUGGCAUUGUGCUGAACCCUUCCUUUUAUGGUACAUUUGGUCACACUGAUACAAUGGUCCACGAGAUCGGUCACAGUCUUGGGCUUUACCACGUGUUUCGAGGUAUAUCAGAGAUCGAGUCAUGUAACGAUGCAUGUUUGGAGACUGAACCCUCAAUGGAGACUGGGGAUCUGUGCGAAGACACCAACCCCACUCCCAAAUACAAAGGCUGCCACGAUCCUGAACCGGGCAACGAAACCUGUGGCUGUCGGCAUUUCACACACACGCCGUUUAACAACUACAUGAGUUAUGCAGACGAUGCCUGUACAGACUCCUUCACACUGAACCAGGUGGCAAGGAUGCACUGCUACCUGGACCUCAUCUACCAGACCUGGCAACCCGCCUCCAAACCUCCACCAGUGCCAAUGGCACCCCAAGUGGUUGAGCAGCAUCAUAAUUCCAUCACCCUGGAAUGGUUUCCACCGAUUUCUGGACACUUUUACGACAGAGAAGUGGGAUCAGUGUGUGAUAAAUGCACUGAGGGGAGAGUUCUACUGCAGUACGCCUCCAAUUCCUCCUCUCCACGACCGUGUGCUCCUUCUGGACACUGGUCCCCACGAGAGGCUGAAGGCCCUCCAGAUGUGGAGCAGGCUUGUGAGCCAAGUGUGCGCACCUGGAGCCCCAAUGCAGGGAUUGAGCAAGGAGUUGUCGGCCUGUCGGAGUGCCCUCUCCAGGGCUGCAUGCUUCAGCUAGAGUUCCCCUACCCGCUGGUACCAGACUCCCUGACUGUGUGGGUCACCUUCUUCAGCCUUGAUGAAACAGCACUGCCAGCCAUCCAUAACAUCUUGCUACUGACUGUCAGUGGCAACGACAUUUCAUUGGGCCCCAGUAAUGUCUUCUGUGACACACCACUGACUCUGAAGCUGGACAUAGAAGAAGAGGUGUAUGGGGUACAGUUUUUCACUAUGGAGCAACACCUAGAGAUUGACGCCACUCUCUUGGCAUCCCGGGCCGACUGCAAACUUUGUAGGCAUUGCCAACCAUUACGCUACCACCUGUUGCGCGAACCACACUUCAGCCAUGCACCCCAUGGUCUUAUGCUGAAUGAACCUACCCGACGAUAUACAGACAGGGAUGUGGCGCCACAUGUUGUGUACACCUACCGAGUCCAAACCAUUUCCACCCGGAGUGAGAGUGAGCCCUCCCCACCUCUGGUGCAUGAACUAGGAGCACAUUACUGUGGGGAUGGACGCAUCCAGAGUUCCAAAGGAGAAGAAUGUGAUGAUAUGAACUCUGUGAAUGGGGAUGGCUGCUCCAGUCAGUGCAAGAAAGAGCCCUUCUUCAACUGUAUUGAGGAGCCAAGCAUGUGUUACUACUAUGAUGGUGAUGGAGUGUGCGAGGACUUUGAGCGAGAGACGGGUGUGAGAGAUUGUGGCCUCUACACCCCCAGUGGUUUCCUUGACCAGUGGGCCUCCUCUGUUGAAGUUUCCCAUGAGGCCAAGCCCUACUGCUCCGGUGAGGUGGCUGCUGGAUACCCUGCUGUUACUAAGACAUGUCAGUCCAAGGUGUUUGAUCUAUCAGAUGGCGUGUCCCAGUAUGCAUGGUUCCCCUGUCGUGAGGCCCAUUUGGCACCAGCAGCGUAUCCUAACUAUGUGCUCACGGCCUUCUUUUCUCAUCCCAUGGUGGCAGCAGCAGCCAUUAUACAUCUCGCAGCUGAUGGGACUACUUACAUUGACCAGACUCAGUGUAACAUCACUGUUCAGCUGGUGGAUACCAAGGAGGCCAUCCAUAGUCUUGGUGAAUGGCGUCUCAGCUGCCGCACCAACCCUUUGGUGAUCCCAGUAAGCCACGACCUGUCAGUGGCCUUCUACCACACCAAGGCAAUUAUGGUCAUGUUCACCUCAUGCAUCGUGGCCAUCUCCGGUAUAGGCCUGCGCUCCUUCCAGUCCUUCGACCCCAUCACGAUAAGUGGUUGCCAGAGCAAUGAGAUCUACAACCCCACAGGCCAGAGUUGUGUACAUUAUUCGUGCGAAGCCAUUGACUGCCAGGAACCAUUAAUCCGCAAUGCAGAGCUCAAGUGCAGUAGCCCUGGCCGCCACUUCUACAAUGGAGACCGCUGCACCAUCUACUGCAACUCUGGAUACGUCCUGCAAAUCCACCAGGAUGAUGACAUCAUCAAGAGCCAGUCGGACUCUUCAGUGACUAUAACCUGUGCAAAUGGGAAAUGGAACAGACAGGUGUCAUGUGAGCCUGUGGACUGUGGUCUGCCAGACAAAUACCAUGUUCAUCCUGCCCAUUUCACAUUCCCAGAGGGCACUACCUACGGCAAGAAAAGCACCUUUCAGUGUCGAGAGCCUGCCCAGCUCGUAGGUACAAACAAUACUCUCACUUGCCUAGAAGACGGUCUGUGGUCCUUCCCGGAGGCUCUUUGUGAACUCCGCUGCCCUGCCCCUCCCCCCGUCCCCAAUGCUGUACUGCAGACCAAGCGCUGCAAUGAGACAGGCCUCAAAGUGGGAACCUUCUGCAAAUACAAGUGCAAACCAGGCUACCAUGUGACCAACAAACCUAAAAGGCGUGCUUUUAAGCGGCAGUGCACAGAGGAUGGCAGCUGGCUAGAGGGGGCAUGCGAGCCAGUGACUUGUGAUCCACCGCCUCCCAUCUUCCACGGCUCCUAUCACUGUACUGAUGGCUUCCGCUUUGACAGCGUCUGCAGACUCAACUGCACUGAUCCUGCCGGUAAUACAGCUCACGCCGCCACAGGAGGCUCUGCCCAUACGGUGAGGCUGCUGCACGCUCCAUGCAAGCAGGGGGCAGCGUCCAAUGUGAUCCGCUGUAAGAAGGAUGGGAACUGGACAGGGUCGUUUCGCCUAUGCCCACACAGCAAGGGCCAGUGUUCUUUACCUCAAAACCUCCAAUUUAGCCUGCAGUACUCAUGCAAGCGAGGAUAUGGCAUAGGUGAGGAGUGUGAGCUGACGUGCAGGGAGAGUAACAACGACGUGGUGAUCCUCCCUAGCAACAUGACAGUUGAAAGUGUACUUAAAGAGCACUGGAGGAACCCGCACAAAGUCAAGAGUAUAGUCUGUACAAUGGGACUGAAAUGGUAUCCACAUCCAGAAUUGCUCCACUGCCUCAAAGGAUGUGAGCCUUUCAUGGGAGACAACUACUGUGAUGCGGUCAACAACAGAGCCUUCUGUAACUACGAUGGGGGAGACUGUUGCCAAUCCACUGUCAAGACUAAGAAGGUGAUUCCAUUCCCCAUGUCCUGUGACAUACGGGAUGAGUGCUCCUGUCGGGAUCCCAAUGCUAUAGAGAACAGAAAGGAUGAAAAUGUCCAUUCCCUGGGGUGACCAACAUGAGCAGGGACUUCUGUUCAACGUCCCAGGACCCUUGCUCCAACACAACACAGCCAGAGUGGCCGAGGCAGACCCCUCCUUCAUCCUCCUCUCGGUCUCCAAUUUCCUGCACAUGCUGCUUAACAGGCAUACCUCUCCAUCCAUACUGCAACCCCAACCAGCUGAAAUGCCUCCGCCUCCACAUCACAGAAAGAUCUAGAAUAGAGGCUGGGACUCAUGAGACUCCACAGAAAACUUCAUUUCUCAGCUAAAAGGAAAGUAACCAUGCAAUAUCAUCAUUAAAAAAAAACAUAUAUAGCAAGGAGAAAAAAAAUUACAUGAAACAAGACUUUUUUUUUUGAAAGAAUGCAAAAACAAACAAAAAAAACCUAAACUAACAUAAUCAAGCAUAGGUAGCAUGCCUUUUGUUCAGUUUUGUGCUGGCUUCAGUGUCUAUUUUAGUGACCUUGCUCUACAGUCACAUGAUUGAACCAAAGGUAAAUCAAAAUGUGCAAGUGGGGGAUUGUGUUGAUGUUGGCUCUGUGUUUUGCAAAUAUGAAGGAAAUCAAGACACAUGUUAAAAAUAAUCCUCAGACACUUUGAAGGCGUGUCACACACCUUUUUUUUUUUUGGAGGGCCUAGAAGUUUGUGCUUAUAUCAUUCCUGGUUUCAAACUGGUCAGACAUUCUGUAUCUCUAUGUCCUUUUCUGUAAAGUGUGUUUCUUUAUAGGCACAUCAGAGGCUAUAGAGGUUAUUCCUAGCUUGGUGGGGAAUGAGACAGCCAUAUUGUUAAGUUUCAAGCCACAAAAGCCAAAAUAAAAUGCACAAACACACACAAAAAUAUCAGAUAAUUGUUGACCAACCACAGACAUAAUUUCCUAAGACAAUUUUAUACUUAGAGCAAAAUCCUGAAUGCAUAAUUAAAACAUUUUUAGCAUGGCUUCUGCUACUGUGUUUGCUGCUACUUGCCAUCUUCACAUCAUAAUAUCUAAUAGGGUUAGACAGCUUUGUCUGCCUUGCUGCUUACAGUACCUCUUUAUAGCAUUCAUUCACGCCUGCAUGUUAGUCCAUAAUACCUUCAGAGAAUAUUGACAGCACCACAUAUGAAAUGCACUAAGAACUUUAAGAAAAACCCAGAACCUCACUUGUUAUUCCCAUUUAACUUAACUGGCCAAGAAAAAUACGACAUUGACCACGACUUAAAGAAUGUCAUCGAUAACACCCCACCUCGGGUUGGGGUGAUAUUAGUUUCAGUUUGAACUUCUCCCUCAUGGUGCUUGAUAAGAACUUUGUUACCUCAAGCGCUUAAAACAGUUUAAACUGAAACUAAAAUGAUCCCGGCCUUGUUCAGAAUGUAGUCAAUGCUUGUCAGGAGUCUGUGGCUUUUUUCGAUCGCACAGUUCUGCAUAGCACAGUCACACAAGAGUAUAGAAAUAAAGGGCUGGAUAUAGGCCUUGGCUUUUAGUGAGAGUGAGUAUAGAUGGAAAGAGACCACAUCUGAUGCACACAGACAUGAACGAAUGAACGCAUACACACAUAUCUCUCACUCUGUCCCCUCCGUGUUGUAUUGGACACUCAGCUGUAGUUCUGUCUCAGUGUGAUCAAAGGUUUCAAAGAUUCUGUACUGGGUCUUGUGUUUAAGUAAUUAAUUUAAACGUUUGUCUCUGCAGUAAAAAGUGCACUUGGUUGUUCUGAUCAGCACUUUUCAGUAUUGUGAACGGGUGUCCGUCCCCCACCAAUUAACGUCUUUAGAUUAUAUAGCUGCUACAAUAGCUUUGUAUUUUGUUACUCUUCAUUCCAGACACAUAUAUACUAGUUCUUUCUCAUGCACAUUGGAUAAUGGAGGCUGCUUGGCUUAUUGGUCCAAAUUUUGCUGCUCUUAUUUGGCUGCAACUAUAGUCAUGGUUACAAUCAGCAUGAUUAUGCUUUUUCAUUUCAUUUUGGGCCAAUGGCACAGUCCCUCUGACUUAUAUUAGGCUGCUAUAGCAUUCCAGAUCAUUCUCAUAAAUCAUUGUACUCAACAAACUGUACAAGUGGCAAGGCCAAUUCCAUGUCAUUUUAAAACCAAUGUUAGCGAAGAACCAAGACAAUACCACAACAUGCAGAGACCGUGAGAAGGUAUUAUUUUCCACCAAAUACAAAGAAAGAAAAUCAAAAAUAUCAUGUAAAUAUGUUCUUGAUAGACAGGAGCAUUGGAAAAUGUUUUUAGGUUUUUUGUUUUCAUGUAUUUCAUUUUUACAAAAUGUCAUAUUUAAUCAGUGUUUGUAUUAUUGACCUCAGUUACUGCACUUUUUAGUUUCCAUGUAAGAAGAAAAAGUAUAUCUUUCAAAAAUGUUUAGAAGCUGCUAUUGUCAGAAUGGUGAUCUGAAACAAACUGUAUAAUAUUCAGUCGUUUGACUCCCUGUGUUGCUAUUAGCUUUCCUGUCAGUCAUUUUAUUUGUAUUUGGCCGUAGAUACUCCUCUCCAACCUAAACUGACUUUGCAUUCAAUGUUAUCAAUGAUGUAGGGAGGUAUUGUCACUAUGAACCAUAUGUCCAUCCAUCAUCCAUACAGGCUUUACACACCCCUGCAAAACAGGGUUCACAUCAAGAAAAUAUGUUUAGAUAUAUUGUCAUGUAUUUAAGGUGUUUUACCCUGAUGUGUGUAACACAUCAUCUUAGGUUAGAGGUGUAAAUUUUGGCAGAGAAACCAAGAGAUGUCAAAGGGGAAGGACGAGCUUAAAUGAAGGAAUUCCCAUUAAAAGGGGACUUUUGAGAGACUUUGUAACUUUUAUGAAACAUGAAACUUUGUAAGAACGUUGUUAAGGCUACAUCAUCGUCGAAGAUUGCAUUUAACACUUUAUAUGAAAAAAAUAUAUAGCCCUGGUUAAAAAAAAAAAAAAAAAAAAAAAAAAAAAAAAGACUUGUAUUAUGUUGCUAUUGUCAAAUUAUAUGUAAUGUUAGUACUCCAGAUACUGCUGCUUUACAUAGAACUGUUAUCAGUUGGAAGAUACUGACCUGCAAUCACUACACUAUGCCAACGACAUGCAGUACUGUGGUUCAUCAUCUGCCAUUGAGGUCACUGGAAAGCCAUUCUAGUCAUUUGAAUGGAUGAAUCCGACAUCUGUCAUUGGAUCCUUCCCUUCAUUCUAUAAACUGAGUUAACAUAACCUGUCAUUGCUUCAACAUACUUUGAACUAACUAACUUAGAGAUAUCCUCCUCAAACAACUCAGUUAAUGUCUGGAUACCAAAAUAACUGAUCUAUCAAAAAAAGGCUACAGAAUGUGACAGCACGUCAACUUGAAAAAUUAUAUUCUUAAUAUUGGAGAAGGUACCCAUAAGCCAUAGCCAACAAAGAUAUUCAUGGAAGAAAGUAUAAGAUUACGCAUUGGAUGAGGACAUCACCUCUCUACUGUAGUCAUCACAGGAUCCCUUGCUGUACCUCAUGCCUGUAAUGUUUGCUGCUUCUAUAUUUUUGGUAUUUUAGUGACAUUUUUGCGUCUCAUAACAAUGGUGUAAAUAGUAGAACUAUUUAUUGAGAGUGUUAUACUUUUUUAAGUUAUAUUUAAUGUCCAUGUAAGUUAUUUUUUACAUUGUUCUUAUAAACAAAAGCAUUAUAGGUUGUGAGUCAAAACUGUCAUUUUGUCUCUGUCAUCACACUCUGAUGUGAUCAUUGCUCAAGCAUUGAUCAGACAUACAGUACACGUCAGGCCCACAACCACACAAUAAUCUGUCUCAUUGGUCAUUAAGUGUAGAUGGACACUGCUUGCAUCCAAUGAGGAUCCACCACAUUUUCACAUGUUAUUGAGUGCAGUGUAUCUUUUUUUUCCUCCUUUUAAAACCAGAAUGUAAAGUUUAUUUGUUUUGUUUUUUUUGUUUGUUUUCUGUUUUUCUAAUGCUCACAUUAGCCAUAUGUACAAGAUGUUGUGAAAAGAAAACCAAGUAUAUAUUGGUCAAGUACAUCCAUAAUAUAGCAAAUAAUGUUUUGAGAGACCAGUGUAAGGCACACAGAAUAUAUGUACACAGCCAGCUGAGGGCAGGAGAAAAUGGGCAAGUGGCAAAGAGAGGGACAAAAAAAAAAAAAAGAAGGAAAAGAAGGACUGGAGGUCAGAAGGCAGCUGAUGGUGUCCCAGAUAGAAUGUUCUUGGAUGGGGAGGGGGGAGGGAGUAGAAGGUGGGCAGGGAGAGAGGUAGGGAUGGGUGGGCUGCUUUUCCUGGCCUGUGUCGCUAUUUGUCCAGGUGUGAAAAUGUGUACACACAGAGGCUGCCCCUGGGCCAGGGGUGGCCAGCACUGACUGGCAACAAGCCGAGGCCAAUGAGUCAGACUUUCUCCUGGGGGUGGCAGCCAUCCCUCUCUGGGACUCCCACCACCCCCUCCCUCAACCCUCCCACCUCCACCUCCCCACUCUUCGACACACUGCCUCAUCUGUCACUGUCAGGUAUGCCUGUGCGGGGCUGCCAGGGUCAAGCUGGCCCUGUGAAAAUGAGAGAGGAUGUUUGCCCAGCUUACAGAGCCUUUUGAAGUUAGGCUGAAGGAACACAGUUCUCCUCACCUAGAGCCUAUGCUUAUCACAUAAUAUGAUUUGUAUAGCAGUCUUUUUUUUGACAGGCUUUGAUACCUCUCCACAUUUUCCACCAACAGUCGCUCCUUUGUUUCCAAUUUAACACCUAGUUGUUGUAUUGCUUGUCUAAAAAUGGCAAAAAAAAAAAACUUUGUAGUGUCAUUACAAGGCGAUGGGGAUUGUAAGAAAGAGUGUCUGAAGCCCUAAUAUUUUUUGCUCAGAUCAUUGUGGAGAAAAAUACUGAUGUGCCAUCUUGUUGUAAGACAUUUUCUUUGUGUAUUGUAACACAUGAAGUACCUCUCACAGGCCUCUGGUUAUAGAAUGGUCCACUUAUCUCUGUUUCCUAAUCCCUCAAUGAAUAAAAAAAGGUGAAUUGUCCUUUUUCUAAGUGGGAAGUACAAAAAAAAGUGUAUUUACAUAUUAUAUGAAUAUCUAGUGGUAUUACUGCAAUGUUUCGUACCCGAUUGCUCAACAAAUAUAUUUUAAGAUGUAAAUAAUAAUAUUAUAUGAUGAUUGUAUUUGCAAACCAUGUACUAACUGUUUGGGAGUAGCUCUUGGAUUGAUUUUUAUCAUAACUAUUAUACAAAGAGAUGAACCGUGAAUAUAUUGUGCAUUGUGUCAAAGUAUCACCUGCAAGAAAGAAAAAGAAAAAAAAAAAAAAGACCUGUGAUGCUUUACCACACCACUCGCUGUCAGCAUUUAUUUGUUCAUAAUGGCUUAGUACAAGCACUGUUGUCAGUUGUCUAAACCAUGAAUUUAUCCAUUGAGUCAUAAAUUAUUUAUUUGUUGUCAAAAUUAAUAAAAUCAUAAUGGUCAUUUCUGGGUCUUAGGAGUCUGUUGACUGAAAUUGAUCCUCAUAAUCAAACUUGACUGAUCUUUGCAAUGCAUUGAGAAAGUUAAUUCAAAAUUUGUCUGUUGACUGGCACCAACCAGCAGGUUUCAUUUUUUCCUCACUCCAUACUGUUUAUUUGUUGAGUCUUAUCCAAACCCAAUGCCUUUGUGGUUGCUGAGAAUUUCACCAACACUGUAAAGGUAGCCAUCAGACUCAAUAGUCCCUCCCUCCUUCUGAUGGCCUCCUCUCUCUUUGGUUCUUACACAGUAUGCACUUUUUCAGGCACAUAUACAACAGAUUGGACUUUUGUGUUUCAGUUGAUGUUUCUCUCUGUUUUCACAGUUGCAAUUAUAUAUAUUUUGGUGCUCUGGUACAUGGCAAAACAUGUCUGAUGUGUACUAUAUUUUCAUAAGGAAGAGUCAUAAAGAUGAGUAUCAUGUUCAUUUUGCUGUCAUUUAUUGUGUAGAAAUAAAACACUGGUUAAAG